Molecule: messenger RNA, 3024 nt
Organism: Sesamum indicum (sesame)
Lineage: Eukaryota; Viridiplantae; Streptophyta; Magnoliopsida; Lamiales; Pedaliaceae
Gene: FUC95A
Product: 1,2-alpha-L-fucosidase
Biological process (GO): carbohydrate metabolic process
Molecular function (GO): alpha-L-fucosidase activity
Source: RefSeq, a predicted model, not a curated record
GAGACAAGGCAUGGCGCGUCCAUAAAAGCUUCGCCUACUGCACAUGCCUUAGCGGAAAAAGAGAAUGCCCAGAAUAGGUAAAGCCAGAAACGGCGGGCCCAUCUCAUGCCAGUACACGCCGGGUGCAUUCAAGGCAAUGGUUGUCAUCUCUUCAUGUCCCAUUUCACCAACCGCCCCAUUUGCUCACGGGGAUACCACUCUGCCCUCCCGCAGUCAUAUUAUUUUGUAAAUUUUUUUUGCCGCAACUAUAAAUACAGACCGGAAAGUGUCAGAAAAGAUUGCACAUCCAAAUUCAAGAGCUCAUCUUUUUCACAUUUUAAAGUGAUAGUUUAAUCAUGAUACCAAAAGGGUUUUUCUUUUUUGUGCUUCUUUUGGUUUUUGUCGACUCAAGAUUCUUCUUUGGACAUGUUCUUGGGGUCGCUGUGAAAGAUAAGGAUGUGUGGAGUUCGAGUUUGGAGAAAAAUAUGGAUAGUACGAGGAGUCUUGAGGUCAGGUUCAAUAAUGGGCCUGCUAAGCACUGGACUGAUGCUCUACCCAUUGGGAAUGGACGCCUUGGUGCUAUGGUUUGGGGCGGUGUUGCCAACGAGACUAUUAAUCUCAACGAGGACACACUUUGGACGGGGACUCCUGGUGAUUAUACAGACCCUGAUGCUCCAAACACCCUGUCUAAAGUCAGAAAACUUGUCGACGAUGGGCAAUAUGCAGACGCCACCACAGCCGCAGUCAAUUUAUCAGGAAAUCCAUCUGAUGUUUACCAGCUCUUGGGAGACAUAAAAAUAGAGUUUAGUGAUACUCAUGCUGCAUACGAUGAAGAAACUUAUCAGAGAGUACUGGAUUUAGACACAGCAACCGUACAAGUGCAGUAUUCUGCCAAUGAAGUUGAAUAUACAAGGGAAUAUUUUACCUCGAAUCCAGAUGAAGUAGUUGUGAUAAAGAUUUCUGGAAACAAGCCCUCAUGUCUAAAUUUUGUGGUAUCAAUGGACAGCAAAUUGCAUCAUCAUUCAUAUGUAAAUAACAAAAACCAAAUCAUUUUAGAUGGAAGUUGUCCAGGCAGAAGAAUUGCACCAAAAGUCUAUGGAAAUGGUAAUCCUAAAGGAAGCAGCCCCCAGAAGUCCAUUAAAAAUCCCAAUCCUAAAGGAAUUCAAUAUUCAGCAGUUCUGGAUCUGCAGAUUAGUGAUGAUGCAGGUGAGUUGCAAGUUGUGAAUGGUAGAAAGCUGCGGGUGGAGGGUGGCAACUGGGCUGUUAUCCGUCUUACAGCAUCAUCAUCAUUUGAUGGGCCAUUUACCAAGCCUGUGGAUUCAAAAAAGGAUCCUAGGUCGGAAUCUUUAAGUACAAUGGAUUCUGCAAAACGAUAUUCAUAUUCUGAUCUUUAUGCACGCCAUGUUGAUGACUAUCAAGCACUUUUUCAUCGUGUCUCACUGCAGCUUUCUAAUAGCCCCAAGAGUGCUGUGGGAAACAGCAUAAAUGUGAAAGAAGACAAGGAUGAGCUGAUUACAACUGCUCAGAGGGUCAAGUCUUUCAAAACUUAUGAAGAUCCCUCUACGGUUGAGCUUCUUUUCCAGUAUGGUCGAUACUUGUUAAUUGCUUGUUCACGUCCUGGAUCUCAGCCCUCAAACCUGCAAGGAAUCUGGAACAAGGAUAUUGAGCCAGCAUGGGAUGGUGCUCCUCACCUGAAUAUCAAUCUCCAAAUGAACUACUGGCCUUCUCUCUCUUGUAAUCUAAAAGAGUGCCAAGAGCCUUUAUUUGACUAUAUCUCGUCUCUGUCCAGAAAUGGAAAUAAAACUGCGAAGGUGAACUAUGGAGCAAAUGGUUGGGUUGCGCAUCAGGUAUCUGAUAUAUGGGCAAAAACAUCUCCAGAUCGUGGUCAAGCUGUGUGGGCUUUGUGGCAGAUGGGUGGAGCGUGGCUUUGUACACAUUUAUGGGAGCAUUAUACUUAUACAAUGGACAAAGAGUUCCUAAGAAACAAAGCGUAUCCCUUGCUGGAAGGUUGUGCUGCAUUUCUACUUGACUGGCUGAUUGAAGGCCCCCAAGGAAUUCUUGAAACUAAUCCAUCUACCUCCCCAGAACACAUGUUUACUGCUCACGAUGGUAAGCCCGCUAGUGUUAGCUACUCAUCAACCAUGGACAUGCAAAUUAUUCAUGAAGUUUUCUCUGCAAUUGUUUCUGCUGCUGAGGAGCUGGGUAAAAGUAAUGAUGAUCUUAUCGUAAGAGUUCUUAAAGCUCAACCACGUCUUGCUCCAACCAGAAUUGCAAGAGAUGGGUCAAUCAUGGAAUGGGCACAGGAAUUUGAGGAUCCAGAGGUGCACCACCGACAUCUAUCACAUCUAUUUGGCCUGUUCCCUGGUCGCACCAUUAAUCUUGAAACCACUCCUGAUUUAUGUAAAGCAGCAGAGAUCACCUUAAACAAACGAGGAGAAGAGGGUCCAGGAUGGUCAACAACAUGGAAAGCUGCUUUGUGGGCACGCCUUCAUAACAGCGAGAAUGCAUAUCGGAUGGUAAAGCAUCUAUUCGAUCUAGUGGAUCCCGACCAUGAAAGUGAUUUUGAAGGAGGGCUAUAUGCCAAUCUCUUUACUGCACAUCCACCUUUCCAGAUCGACGCCAAUUUUGGAUUUUCCACAGCAGUAGCAGAAAUGCUAGUUCAGAGCACAGUAAAGGACUUAUACCUGCUUCCAGCUCUUCCUCGUGAUAAAUGGCCGAACGGUUGUGCUAAGGGUCUUAAAGCGCGGGGUGGUGUGACGGUCAGCGUUUGCUGGAGGGAAGGAGAUCUUGUAGAAGUUGGGCUUUGGUCCAAUGAUAGAAAUACUGUGAAGAGGUUACAUUACAGAGGAACUACUGCUACAACAAAUAUUUUAUCAGACAUAGUCUACACUUUCAACAAAGAGUUGAAAUGCAUCAAAACAGAUGCACUUCAGUGAUGGCCAUUUUUUCCCUUUUUGGCUGAGAAAAUAUGAUCAAAUGGAUCUUAUUACAAAGACUAAGGACUUAUAUUCAUCAUUUUGAUUCAAAGAAAUAUUAUUGUAGCAA